CUUGAAGCGCAACAAUUCUCCCUCUGCAACCCAGCUCUCUUCCUAUUCUCAACUCAGAUUAUUACAAUUAAAUACCACCAACCCGACCAGCGAGCCAACCAACAAGCGCCAAAAUGCCCUCCCGGGAGCAGCAGCGAGCUUCCUACCAUCGCAACCCCGAGCCGGGCGUGACGAUCAGGACUUUCGAGCAGCGACGCGCCGAGCUCAUCGCCGAGAUCGCCGCCAGUCUCAACCAGGUCAACGCCAACAUCAACAAGCUGAACCGGUCACUCGAGACCACUAUCACGGUCGGGGAGGGGUUUUCCGAGGCAGAGGGACUGUGGUCCAACUUUGAGGACGUCAUGGUCAAGGAGCCUAAGCAGAACACGGAGGGCGAGGGCAAGAACAAGGGAGAGGCCAACAGUGACAAAGCCAGAUGAUUCCUCCCAGACGGAAUGUCAACCAGGACGCCGUGUUUGUGGUUGGCGAUGAGGGCAUGAAACAAGAGCCUGAGCAGAGAGCAAUGGCAUUUUUGGCAGGUUUGGUGAGAUGACGGACGAGGACAAGAUUCAAGGAUGAUGAGACAUGAU
Molecule: messenger RNA, 569 nt
Organism: Colletotrichum navitas
Lineage: Eukaryota; Fungi; Ascomycota; Sordariomycetes; Glomerellales; Glomerellaceae
Product: DASH complex subunit Dad1
Exons: 2
Coding region: 114-419 (101 amino acids)
Cellular component (GO): spindle microtubule; mitotic spindle; DASH complex
Molecular function (GO): microtubule plus-end binding
Source: RefSeq, a predicted model, not a curated record